Molecule: messenger RNA, 3853 nt
Organism: Haliotis rufescens (red abalone)
Lineage: Eukaryota; Metazoa; Mollusca; Gastropoda; Lepetellida; Haliotidae
Exons: 7
Coding region: 83-2854 (923 amino acids)
Source: RefSeq, a predicted model, not a curated record
CUCCAUUCAAGAUAACGGCGCCCAGCGAGUGAUCGCGUUAGAUGUCGCCAGUAUAACUUGUAACUGGAACCAGGAACAGACUAUGGAGAGGAUGAUUUACAAGCGCUUCAGUUUGGUGGUUCUUUUGACGGUCCUGCAGAGUGGCAUGGGUGAAGACUACGUGGUGGCACUGGCAUAUAGAGGCAAAUACUCGUACAUCAGGUACACAGCUGAAGAAACCGGGGGCCUGAUGGAGAUACAGUAUCCACACUUCGUCUACAGAGCAUCCAUUGAAGUGCGUCCUUUCAGUGGUGGUUCACGCAGUGUAACCGAUAAGAUGAAAAUCACUAGUGUUGUAGAAAAUACAGCUGUCGUUGUAAGCGGAAGUGACGAAGAUGUAAAUAUUCUGGUAGAAGCUGAUGGUUUAUUCUCUCCUCUUCCUGUAUCUGUCCUUGGGACCAAGUACUUUGUACCUUCCAGUCUUGCACCUAACAGUUAUUAUCGAUCCCUGCUACUGAUAACUACACACAACAUGAGCACUGAUGUUAAAAUAUUCUUUCAAAUGGGAAAAGGAAGUGUUUACGUUGUCAACUACGAAUAUGGUGACGGCGAUACUCUGUCCAUCAAACUUGAUCCAUAUCAAACGUUGAUGAUACACACCCCACAUGAUCUGAAUGGAACAGUAAUUAACAGUGAACACAAUGUGGCCGUCUACAGUGGUAUAGACUAUGCCUCGAAGUACACUGUGUAUGACCAACUACUGCCUGUCAAGCACCACGGACAGGAGUAUGUUGUUGCUGUAGAUGACACCAAGCUGGAGCUGCAGAUCAUCAGUGAGCACAGCCACGUGCACAUCACGUUCAGUACCGGGGCCACAGUCUCUAAUGGUGAGCGUCGUCUCUAUAACCGCACACUUGAACAGGGAGAGAGUCUUCACUUCACCACCACACGCCCGGUACUGGUGACACUCAGUAGAACAGAUGGUUACAGCAGUGCCUUCACAACUGUACCACCUGUACACUCUUACGUCACACACAGGGGUGUUUGGCUUCAAGGUAACAAUCUAAAUUCAACAUUAAAGAUAAUAACUGUGAAGACAGCGAGAGUGUUAAUUAAAAACAAACAACUAAACGAUCUUCUGACAUGGAUGGAUGUACCGGGCAGCAGAUACAAAGUUGGCACAGUGAAGUCAACCAAAGGGUAUACAUCUUAUACAUUCAUUUCCAGCGACAUCCCCUUCACAGGUCUGUCCUUUUAUAAUGGAUCGGUCCAUAACAUCGGCUACAAUUUGUCUGCAGAGGUAGCAGUGCAGUAUACAGGUGAAAGUUACUUGAUGGCAGUGGUGGAAUACGGUCCCUCCUCUUAUGAUCGUCCCCUUAUACUCGCCACUGCUGGGGAAACAGGAGGUCAGUGGCAGGUACAGGAUCCUCUCGCCGGGCGUGUCUGGUCUCGGCGCUUCAAUCCUUACAACACAGACUACUUUUAUCCUAAUACCACAACAACCAAUGUAAUGCUUGUGCAUGUGAGAGAUGAGGCUAUUCAGAUCAGUGGUGGAAUGACCCAUCACACAUUAUUCUCUCCCCUUCCUGUGUCCGCACUAGGCACCAAGUACAUCAUGUCUUCCUGUCUUCCUACUGACAACAUGUACAGAAACACAGGGUUCAUAGCAAUCUUAGUGAUAGCCACACACAGCAAGAAGACGGAUGUUGACAUUAUCUUCAGAUUGGAGGGCAACGUAACCUAUGACGACAGAACGUACAGCAACGGGGACACCCUCAGUAUGAGAUUAGAUAAGUAUCAGACUUUCUCCUUAAACAGUUCAUCUGAUAUGACCAGAACCAUUGUUAAAACAACGGAAACAAUAGCUGUCUACAGUGGAACAUACGAUAUGACCUACAAUGCCUUCUCUACCUACGAGCAGUUACUGCCUGUGAAACAUUAUGGAAGUGGGUAUAUUAUCGCUAUCCAAGAUCCUUCUUACCAUCGAAUGCAUAGGGUUACCCUGCCAUACCAACUUCAAGUUGUUACUGGCCACAGUGACGCAAGCAUCAUGUUUAAUAACGGUUCUUCCGUCUCUGUGGGUAAAGGUGGACUGUACCGUGAACAAUGUGGAAGUUUUGAAACAUUUUACUUCAACACCACAAGGCCAGCCAUGGUCACAUUGUGUACUAUUGGGACCUAUUAUAAUUUUCUUCCUGAUGGGUUAAUUGUAGUACCACCAGUGUCCCUCUACUCUAAACAAGCAACCCUAAUAGCCCAAGCUACCAGGACAAUAUUGACAGAUAAAGACAACAACAAUGUACACGUUCACGAAACCUCAAGCACUCUCUCUACAGUUUUGAGUCCCUCAAUCAAGUGGAAGGAAGUUCCAGGUACAAGAUACAAAGUGGGAACAUUACAAAGUGGUCAACACAUAACAACAAUUAGUUCAAAUUCUUCCUUUGCUGUCCUUGGAUACGGUAGAUAUGCCAUAUACAACGGAGGAUACAAUUUUAGGACAUAUCUUGAUGCAGCGACCUCUACGCCAGAUGGAAUUGGAAACAAGUUAAAUACAGGGGGUUCCUUACAAGCAGACAAUCCGACCAACGCAGCACUGAUCGUGGGAAUAAUCUGUGGGACUGUUAUUGUGGCUCUCCUGGUCGCCUUUAUAUCAUAUGUAUUCUACAUCCGCAGGAAGAUGAUGCCAGUUAAGAGAGCUGAAGCACAAGGCGCCGAUGCUCCCUCGACCUCCAAUAUCUACACGGUGCCUGACAGUGUCGCUGAAGGAGUAGCAGAUGAGGCCACCUACACGGAGAUUACAACUAACUGCACACCUGUCGACGUUAGCAUCGCUGACAGUUCUGCCAUAUAUGUCAAUUUCGAAGGCGGAAAAUAACUCGAAACAAUGCAAACAUGAAUUAGAACUGUUAUAGAAACCGAUUCUGAGACAUUUAGCUGUCUUAUUGUAAAUACAGUAAACUACGGUUAUAACGAACUCGAAGGAACCACUAACUUUAGUUUGUUAUAACCGUAGUUCGUUAUAAGCAUAUAUACAGCAUAACUAUAGCAAAUAGUCGGGACCAAAAAAUCAUUUCGUUAUAUCCGUCAGUUCGUUAUAAGCGUGUUCGUUAUAAACAUACUUUACUGUAGAUACAUUCUCUCAAACACACUGAGUAAACAUUCAUGUUAUAAAUGUACAUAUGUUUUAUUUUCAUAAGGAUAAAUCUUAAGUCGUAUUCAUGUGACUUUUAAGAGUUUAUUUAACAAUUAGGACAUGUAUCAGAAGGCACAAAGAGCUUUGAUUGUAUUACAUUUAAUUUCAAAAGGUAAGUACUGUCGUAUUAAGGUAAUGAAAUUGCAUCUGCUACAAUUUGAGUAAAGUACAAGGCAUCAACCAGGACAUGAUUCACGGACAUAGCUGCCCCCAACAACUGAAAUUUAUAUAACACAGAAUGAAACAUUUCAAUGUGUUCUUUGUCUUCAGGAACAAUCUCUGACCGUGCCAUUUAACUAAUAUGUUUUUAGAACUGUCAGAUGAGGGAGUAUUUAUUGAACGGGUUCCAGACCAAAUGUGGUUUUAUUUAUAUCAUCAUGUAAAGUAGGAUCAUUCACAGUACCGCUACAACAUGUUGAAGAUGGAAACGGUUUCUUUGUUUCGAUUUGCCAGUUGAUUAAAUCGGCAUCUGUGAAAGGCUGCUUUCUCUCACCAUAAUUAAUCAAAAUUGUUUUUGUGUAAAGGAGUAUCCCCGACCUCUACUCAUUGGAAAAGGAAGAAUGAAUUUCGGAAACAACAUUGUGAAGCCUCAUUUUAGUUUUUAGGGUACCAUUUCCCUCACUGGGCUACAAUUGUGAAUCUGGGUAUCGAUUUGACAGCAGUGGAGAUUUUAAUACUUUU